Messenger RNA from Chanos chanos (milkfish), 2702 nucleotides. RefSeq names its product regulatory factor X, 5 (gene rfx5). The record is from RefSeq and is a predicted model, not a curated record. Gene Ontology annotation, biological process: regulation of transcription by RNA polymerase II. Lineage: Eukaryota; Metazoa; Chordata; Actinopteri; Gonorynchiformes; Chanidae. Gene Ontology annotation, molecular function: DNA-binding transcription factor activity, RNA polymerase II-specific; RNA polymerase II cis-regulatory region sequence-specific DNA binding. The coding region runs from base 38 to 1894 and encodes 618 amino acids. The transcript has 9 exons.
ACCUGGAUGCAAGUUUCCUCUGCAGACAGUGUGAACUAUGGCAGAAGACAGAAACAAGACAGACUCGUCCAAGCAGACCGGGCUGGAUUCAGGGGAUGGGGAGACAGAACCCAGCAUGCUCCUGCAGAAACUCAAGAGCAACAUAUCGAAGAAUGUCCAGUCUAAAGUGGAUGCCAUUUUGCAGGAAGUCCAGCGCCUCUCAGACAACGACAAGCUUUUUCUGUACCUCCAGUUGCCCUCUGGGCCAAGUGCAGGAGAGAAGAGCAACAGCAGUGAGUCCAACUCGGUGAACACAGCUGACCAGCUGCACACAUGCACGUGGAUCCGCAGUCAUCUGGAGGAACAUGCUGACACAUGCUUACCCAAACAAGACGUUUAUGAAACAUACAGGAAGUACUGUGACAAUCUGCAGCAGAGGCCCUUAAGUGCUGCCAACUUUGGUAAAAUCAUCAGAGACAUUUUCCCCAACAUCAAAGCCAGACGGCUCGGUGGCAGGGGACAGUCCAAGUACUGCUACAGCGGAAUCCGUCGGAAGACCGUGUUAAACAUGCCUCUCCUGCCGAACCUGGACCUAAAGAAUGAUCCGUCAGAGCUGACGGAGCUUGUGCAGACCUAUAAGCAGGAGGUGACAGAGGCAGCAUGUGAGCUGAUCUGUGACUGGGCCCAGAAGAUCCUGAAGCGUUCGUUUGACACCGUGGUGGAGAUUGCCCGUUUCCUGGUGCAGGAGCACAUAGUGAACCCACGGUGCAGCCAGGCUGAACUUGUCACCUCUGCUGCUCUAGCAGGGGGGCCUGCAAAGCCCCACAAGGUGAUCAAGAAGAAUCCGGCACCCCCUAAAGGAUCAGGGUCGGAGUCUGAGGGGGGCAGGCCUGAUGCUAAGAAUGACAAGGACAGCUCAGAGUCCCUCACAGUCAGCAGGCAACAGGUGAGUGACAAGCCAGCCAAAGGGUCGGACACUGUGCGGCCCGGAGGCCGUGACCUCCAGGUGGAGGCUCUCAUGAAGAAACUCCCUCAGCUCCUGCCUCGCGUCUCCGUCCCUGAGAAAACUCAGCUCUCCAUUCCAUCCUCCCCACCUUCUCUGGCGCCAAAGGACACGGCUGGUGUGAAGGUGACCUUGCCCAUCACCAUGGCCACUCUGCCUUCACAACAAGGGGGAACACUUCCUGUUAUGAUUCUGCCUUCGAACAUGAGCUUGUCUUACCCUGAACAUGAGAAGACUACGUCUGUCACAGUGGCGACAUCGGCCGCUCCAACUCCGGUGGUGCAAAGGGCCCGGGUCUCGGCCACUAAACGGACUGCCGAGCGUCCCGCGCUAGGGUCCACUGCUAUGCCUCCCAAGAAAAAAAGGGGUCGACCAAGGAAGCAAAGACCCGAGGAGGCCUCUGCUCCACCACAGUCUUUUUCAACCCCAAAUGCGAGCCCUGCAUCUCUUACUGGGGGUGUGAUCCAGAAGGCCUUGCCCUCGUCGUCCGCCACAGCUUCCCCCCAAGUACUUGAGUUUGUGAUCCAGGAGCCUCCUCUGGUGCUCGGGGCAAUCCCUUCCAUGCAGGAAGUGAUAGACGGUGAGCAGAAAGGUGUGGUUGUACAGUGCCAGUCCAUUACAGAGCCUAAAGCACCGCCAGUCGUCAUAGUGCAGAGUACCGGUCAGGGUGGCUAUGAGAUGAAUCGAGGAAUGGUCAUUCAGAGGGCGCCUGUCUCAAGGCCUCCUAACCAACCUACUGAAGCUCUGUCAAACCCUGCAAUAUCAAACCUCCCACCACCCACUCUGUUGGAGGACAAGGAGGAGGUGGAGAUCACUCUUACUCCUGUGGAUCCCCAGGUUGAUCAUGUGCUUGUCUCCUCCGGCCUCACCACCUUACAGGACGGGUCACGUGAAGACAGCCCCAAACUGUAGACCUUGGCCCUACAGUUGUCACCUCUGCUUUUGAAUGGAAAGGAGAGGACGGUGAAUGUGAGCCCUGUGGUUUGGGCACCACAUGACUUUCUCACUGUUACCCAAGGAACAGACCUGACCAUGCUUUCGCUAAGCCCAGCUCUCCCCGUGACUGGCUGAAGACCGCAGUGGCUGCUCUGAGGGGAUAAUUAGGUUAAUGAAGCGAGUCCAUUUAUUAACCACAAUUCACGUCGCAGUUCAUUAAGAUCAGCUUCAUUGUCCAUUACACUCAGUCACAAAAGAGUAGGGUUUAUUUGUCAGUGCAGUGACAGAUGUGAUCAUGCCAAUAUGGGGAAAUGGCUGUGGCCAGGUUGUUGCUUCUCCAGCAGAGACCACAAAAACACUCUUAGGAUGUCAUCUGCGCAAUAAGACUUGCUCCCAUUCAUUUUAAAAAGCAGUUUUGGCACUUUUAAUACAGAAAAAUAUUUUAAGGCCAUUAUAGUAUGAGGGCCCCUCCUAACGUCAGACGGUCCCCUCUGUUAACGUCAGUCUUUACUGACAGUGGGACAGUACACACACCUCUCUAAAAACAGUCAUUCUAAAACUCCUCACAGGGCAGGAAGCUGGACUCAAAACAGACAGGGCCUUUGCAUCCUUACAGCCAGUGGCAGAAGACAGAAAUGAUUCAAAAUAGUUCAACUAAAUGAUCACUGUUUGCUUACUGCUUUUAUGAAGUAGAAGUACCAGAAACAAUUUUAAAACCAGAUUACCGUAAUGUACCAAUGAUAUGAACAAACAACUUGACUUUUCAAAGCAAAUCCAAAAAAGA